Messenger RNA from Naumovozyma castellii, 870 nucleotides. RefSeq names its product Rho family GTPase RHO4 (gene RHO4). The record is from RefSeq and is a predicted model, not a curated record. The coding region runs from base 1 to 870 and encodes 289 amino acids. The transcript has a single exon. Lineage: Eukaryota; Fungi; Ascomycota; Saccharomycetes; Saccharomycetales; Saccharomycetaceae.
AUGGCAGAAUUGAAAAUGACUGAAUCGGAAUCGAAAAGCAGUUACGAGGAGCAAUUUACAACAGCAACACUAACACCAACGCCUAAGGACCAGUAUCCCAUCGGCCUGUCGAGGGCAUUCGAUAGAACUUUAUCCACAUUACCGAGUUAUGAUCAAAUGAAAAGAACCAAUAAUUUACCAGAUUUUCACGUGAAAAUAGUUAUUGUAGGUGAUGAAGGUGUCGGAAAGACUUGUCUACUGAUAUCUUACGUCCAAAGGGAGUUCCCAACGGGUGAUAUACCCACUGUAUUCGAGAAUUAUGUUACAGAUUUUGAAGGACCUGACGGGGAAGUUGUUGAGUUAGCUCUAUGGGAUACAGCUGCGCAAGAGGACUAUAAUAGGUUGAGGCCGCUUUCAUAUACAGAUGUUGAUAUACUUCUGGUUUGUUAUUCUGUUGCUAACCCUACAUCUUUGAAGAAUAUCAAGAGGAGUUGGAUUCCUGAAGUUAAACAUUUUUGUUACAAGACGCCGGUUAUAUUGGUUGGCUUAAAAUCAGAUCUCUAUGAUUCCAACGAGAAUACAGACACUCUUGUGGACCCAAAGGAAGCAGAACAGUUAGCUGAAAAGCUGGGUGCAUUAGCUCACCUUCAAUGUUCGGCCAAGACGAGGCAGAAUGUAGAGGAUGUGUUUACCGUUGCAAUAAGAACGGUUCUAGCGGGUUCAUUAUAUGCAGGGAAGCAUUCUAAUACAAACUCUUUAUUGAAGAAAACACUACUAAGAUAUUCUGGCAAAAAGAAAGGUCCUACCCCAACUGGAAUUAAGGAAAGUAGUAGUACAGAUACGUUAGAUAAAGACGAAAGGACUAAGAAUCCCAAAUGUAUCUUAAUGUAA